UUUUAAGAUAAUUGAUAUUUCUUCUUUGGUCACGCUUCGUGAAAAUGUCCACCUACUACUUUGUUAUUGUGGGUCAUAAUGAUAAUCCCAUAUACGAGAAGGAAUUCAGCACGGUGAACAAGGAACUACGGAAAGAGGACCAUAGGCACCUGAGCCAGUUCAUUGCACAUGCCGCCCUCGAUUUGGUGGACGAGCACAAAUGGAAAACGGCUAAUAUGCAACUGAAAUCCAUUGACAGAUUCAACCAAUGGUUCGUUUCCGCCUUUAUCACCGCCAGCCAAAUUAGAUUUAUUAUCGUUCAUGACAACAAAAAUGACGAGGGCAUCAAGAACUACUUUAACGAGAUGUAUGACACGUACAUCAAGCACUCCAUGAAUGCUUUCUAUCGAAUCAACACACCCAUCAAAUCCCCUAUGUUCGAGAAGAAGUCCGAGAUCUUUGGCCGAAAGUAUUUGUUAUCCUAAAUUUGUUAAAAUCUGUAUCUAAUAAGUAAUAUAAUCUUGGUAUAAUUA
Messenger RNA from Drosophila rhopaloa, 512 nucleotides. It is a transcript of the gene Trs20, whose product is annotated as probable trafficking protein particle complex subunit 2. Gene Ontology annotation, biological process: endoplasmic reticulum to Golgi vesicle-mediated transport. The transcript has 2 exons. NCBI's taxonomy places the organism in Eukaryota, Metazoa, Arthropoda, Insecta, Diptera, Drosophilidae. The record is from RefSeq and is a predicted model, not a curated record. The coding region runs from base 45 to 464 and encodes 139 amino acids. Gene Ontology annotation, cellular component: nucleus; TRAPP complex; cytoplasm.